Messenger RNA from Chinchilla lanigera (long-tailed chinchilla), 2866 nucleotides. It is a transcript of the gene Arhgef15, whose product is annotated as Rho guanine nucleotide exchange factor (GEF) 15. The transcript has 16 exons. Gene Ontology annotation, biological process: activation of GTPase activity. NCBI's taxonomy places the organism in Eukaryota, Metazoa, Chordata, Mammalia, Rodentia, Chinchillidae. Bases 246 to 2774 code for a protein of 842 amino acids. The record is from RefSeq and is a predicted model, not a curated record. Gene Ontology annotation, molecular function: guanyl-nucleotide exchange factor activity.
CACACACAUAGACACAAUGGCCGGGAGUGGCCGAGGAAAGGGCUUCCUCUGUGGAGAUUGCAAUCUGGGCCCUGGGCCCUGGGUUCCCGCCCCAGGAACACAGGAACGGAGGAUUGGAGACUUAGGUCUGCAUUCCUUGCUCCAAGGGGCAGGUAGGACAGGCUGAAAACAGAAACGGCUUCCAAAAAAGAUAAAGGGGAUGACUCCAGCAGAACGCACCACCCUUUUGAAGAGUUCAGAGGAAGAUGUCAGCCCAGUCCCUUCCUGCAGCAACGCCCCCUGCCCAGAAGCCUUCUCGGAUCAUCCGCCCUCGGCCUCCUUCCCGCCCACGGGGCCCCCACUCCCCAGGGCCUUCUCACAACGGCUCUUCUCCCCUGGCACUUCCCCGCACCGCCAGUGAUGCACCAGCUCCAGUGUGCACCCCCAUUUUCUGGGAGCCCCCAGCCGCAUCCCUCAGGCCUCCUGCCCUUCUGCCUCCAACGGCUUCUAAAACCAGCCUCGACUCCCAGCCUUCCCCAGGCUCCCGUCCCAGCACCCCCAGUCCAAUGUCCAGGCGCUCUGGCUCCCCAGAACCUGCUGUCUGUUCUCCCACCCCCCCACCCAAGCCCUCUGGGUCACCUUGCACACCUCUGCCCCUGCUCCCCGUGGUUGGGGCCCCGAAGCAGGGUGGUCCUGCCUCGGCCCCUGGCACGGUGCGGAGACUGGCAGGCAGGUUUGAAUGGGGGGCUGAAGACGGAGCCCAGGUUGCAGGCUCCCUGGAGCGGGGUCCCCCAGGGGGAGCGGAUGUGAAUGGGGAGAGAAAGGAUGCUGCUGGGAACCUGUCCCAGGAGAAUGGUGCUCCGGAUGCUGUCCUGGCCUGCCCUCCUUGCUGCCCUUGUGUCUGUCACAUCGGCCAGCCUGGUCUGGAGCUCCGAUGGAUGCCUGUGGGCAGCUCUGAGGAUGGCCCCAGAGCCCCCAGCAGGGCCUCCCCACUACGCACCUCCCGCUCACGUCCCAACGCCUCAAGCAUCAGUCACCCUGCGGUCGUCCUCACGUCCUAUCGUUCCACUGCUGAGCGCAAACUUCUGCCACCCCUCAAACCCCCCAAGCCAACUAGGGUCAGACAGGAUGCUAUUGUUUCUGGGGAACCCCCACAGCCAGAUCUUGAUUUGCCUUCUGAAGAUGGAAUCCAACAAGGGGACAGCCCUGAUGAUGCUCCUCAGAACCAGAACCCUUUUCCUGCAGCCACGGAGGGAAGGGAUGAGGAGGGGGUGGAGGGGCUGAAGGAGCAGAACUGGGAGCUGCCCCUGCAGGACGAACCUCUAUACCAGACCUACCGAGCGGCCGUACUGUCAGAGGAGCUAUGGGGAGUUAGUGAGGAUGGGGGCCUCUCUCCAGCAAAUCCUGGGGAAGCUCCUGCCUUCACACGACCCCCUGGCCCUCGAAACACCCUGUGGCAGGAGCUUCCAGCUGUGCAAGCCAGCGGCCUCCUGGAGACCCUCAGCCCCCAGGAGAGACGCAUGCAAGAGAGCCUAUUUGAGGUGGUGACGUCUGAGGCCUCCUACCUGCGCUCCCUGAGGCUGCUGACGGACACCUUCGUGCUGAGCCGGGCGCUCCGAGACACGCUCACCCCGAGGGAUCACCACACACUCUUCUCCAACGUGCAGCGAGUCCAGGGAGUCAGUGAGCGGUUUCUAGGAACAUUACUGUCCCGGGUGCGUUCUUCCCCCCACAUCAGCGACCUGUGUGACGUGGUGCAUGCCCAUGCAGUGGGCCCCUUCUCUGUGUACGUGGAUUAUGUACGGAACCAGCAGUAUCAGGAGGAGACCUACAGCCGCCUUAUGGACACAAAUGUGCGCUUCUCCGCGGAGCUCCGGCGGCUGCAGAGCCUCCCCAAGUGUGAGCGGCUGCCACUACCCUCCUUCCUGCUGCUGCCCUUCCAGCGCAUCACCCGCCUCCGCAUGCUGCUGCAGAAUAUCCUGCGCCAGACCGAGGAGGGAUCCAGCCGCCAGGAAAAUGCCCAGAAGGCCUUGGGUGCUGUCAGCAAGAUCAUUGAGCGCUGCAGCGCUGAGGUAGGGCGCAUGAAGCAGACUGAAGAGCUGAUCCGUCUCACCCAAAGGCUGCGCUUCCACAAAGUCAAGGCUCUGCCGCUGGUCUCCUGGUCAAGGCGCCUGGAGUUGCAGGGAGAGCUGACCGAGUUAGGGUGCCGGAGGGGGGGCGUGCUCUUCACCUCCCGCCCCCGCUUCACUCCCCUCUGCCUGCUGCUCUUUAGUGACCUGCUGCUCAUCACUCAGCCCAAGAGUGGGCAGCGGCUGCAGGUUCUGGACUAUGCCCAUCGCUCCCUGGUGCAGGCCCAGCAGGUUCCAGACCCAUCUGGACCCCCUACAUUCCGCCUCUCCCUUCUCAGCAACCACCAGGGGCGCCCCACCCACCGGCUACUCCAAGCCUCCUCCCUAUCAGACAUGCAGCGCUGGCUGGGAGCCUUCCCUACUCCAGGUCCCCUGCCCUGCUCCCCAGAUACCAUCUAUGAGGACUGUGAGUGUUCCCAGGAACUGUGUCCAGAGCCAUCUACACCUGCCAAGACUGAGGGACCGGGUGUGGAGUCCAGAGCUCCUGCCAAGCAUGUGCGCAAGAGUCCUGAAGGUUGGCUGAAGGGGCUUCCUGGGGCCUUUCCUGCUCAGUUGGUGUGUGAAGUCACAGGGGAACACGAACGGAGGAAGCACCUUCGUCGGCACCAGAGGCUUCUUGAGGCUAUGGAGCCCUCUUCAGGCACCCCCAGUGACCCCCCACCCUAAUGCAGGCUGGGGUGGGGGCUCAGAUUGGGACACUGGCAGCAUGACACCGAGGGAUAGAAACCACCCAUCCAUCCAUUGGAUUCAUUACCAGU